Messenger RNA from Ascoidea rubescens DSM 1968, 897 nucleotides. It is a transcript of the gene OXR1, whose product is annotated as Oxr1p. The transcript has a single exon. Gene Ontology annotation, cellular component: nucleus. Gene Ontology annotation, biological process: response to oxidative stress. Bases 1 to 897 code for a protein of 298 amino acids. NCBI's taxonomy places the organism in Eukaryota, Fungi, Ascomycota, Saccharomycetes, Ascoideales, Ascoideaceae. The record is from RefSeq and is a predicted model, not a curated record.
AUGUCUUAUCAACCUCCACCAUUAGACCCUAUAUCUUUAAAGGGCUAUAAACUAAAGACUAAAAACCACUUGAUGAGCCAGGAGUUGGCUGAAGAACUUCGUAAUAUGUUGACCCCAAGAUUACAGCUUUAUUCAGAAUGGCAAUUGGUUUAUUCACUCGAACAAAAUGGCUCAUCCUUAAAUACUCUAUACAACAACUGUGAACCAGGUUACAACUACAAUAAAAAGGGAAACUUCUAUCAUGAUCCCUUGAAAAAUGACGAUAAUGAUGAGGAAGAUUUUGGCUAUCUUGGUCAUUCUUAUAUCUCUUCAAAUUACAAGUCUCACCACAAGAAAAAUCUUGGUUUCAUCUUGGUUAUCAAAGAUCAAAAAGGAAAUUUAUUUGGUUGCUUUUCAAAUGAACAUUUCCAUCUAAGUGAUAUUACAAAAAGAUUUUAUGGUAAUGGGGAAUGCUUUUUAUGGAAAUCUAAACUAGUCAAAUCUGUCAAUUUAGUUCAAUCAAAUGAUCCUCAUCAAUCGUCCAAUAAAAACAAUAAUUAUAAUCAUAAUCCAAUUCAACAAUUUUCAGAAGAUAAAAGAAAUUCCGUAAUUAGUUUUGAUGAUGAUAAAGAUGUUCACACCAAUAACAAUAACAAUAACAAUAAUAACCAUUCACCAGAAAAACACCUACAAUUAACAAUUUACCCCUACACAGGUCUUAACGACUUUAUAAUAUACUCAACAAAAGAAUUCUUAGCAAUGGGUGUGUCUGGUGGUCACUAUGGUUUAUGGAUAGAUAAUAAUUUGAUCAAUGGCAUAUCCGAAAAAUCAAUGACUUUUGGUAAUGAACCCUUAAGUGAUGCUAGUGAUAGAUUCAAAAUUUACGGCUUAGAAGUUUGGAAAGUUGGUCCUACUUAA